Molecule: messenger RNA, 3766 nt
Organism: Sphaerulina musiva SO2202
Lineage: Eukaryota; Fungi; Ascomycota; Dothideomycetes; Mycosphaerellales; Mycosphaerellaceae
Product: PAB-dependent poly(A)-specific ribonuclease subunit pan2
Exons: 2
Coding region: 168-3503 (1111 amino acids)
Biological process (GO): mRNA processing; nuclear-transcribed mRNA poly(A) tail shortening
Cellular component (GO): PAN complex; P-body
Molecular function (GO): protein binding; nucleic acid binding; poly(A)-specific ribonuclease activity
Source: RefSeq, a predicted model, not a curated record
CACCUACCUCACCUGCCUGACCUACCUGUACCUGACUUCCACCUCACACGCAUGUAACUGACUGCCUUGGCACUCUUCUGACACGACUGCAUCCGCACCUCGGAUACGCUACCUGAUUGUCAUUGCGCAGGUCGCAAUGUCACAGGGCACAUAUCGCACUCUGCGCAAUGGAGGCAGACUGGAAUGAGGCGGCACGCUUGACCAACCCAGGCACGUACCUCACCACCUUCUGUUUUGACCCAUCCGAGGACCUGCUGUGGACAGGCAGUGAUACCGGCCGAAUAACGUCCUUUUAUGGACCCGAGUUGCAAAAGUACACUUCGUUUCGAGCUCACUCCAGCAGCUCUCCCCGGGGAGCGCAAGGCAGUGCAGCAGUCAAACAGAUCCUGUUCUGCAACAGAGGGGUGGUGUCCGUGGCAAGUAGAAGUGUGCAUCUCUCCUCACGGCGGGGGCUGACACAAUGGCACCUUGCACUGGACGGUAUGACCGACCUAUGUUGUAUGAGCUUCACCACGCGGGAUGCCACUGAGUUGAUUGUGGCUGGAUGCCAGACACAGAUGUAUCGCAUUGACGUCGAAAAGGGCACUGUGACUGACACCUGUACCCCUACUGGCUCAGCUCCCUACACACUCAUGCGCUUUUCUGGUCAAUAUGUCUGUGCUGCAGCCCACGACGGUUCUAUCCACCUGUUGGAUCCGAAGUCGCUCGCCGUCGUCCACAGCUGGAAGGCGUACGCUGGAGUUGUGAACGACAUGGACGCCCGAGGCGACUAUCUGCUGACCUGCGGCUGGGCCCAAAUGCAGUAUCAGGGUCUGGCGUUGGAACGUCUCGUUCGUGUAUACAACUUGAAGACCAGGAAGCCUGCACCACCAUUACCAUUCCAGUCAGGAGCUGCGUACGUGCGGCUUCAUCCACGACUCUCGUCCACUUGCAUUGUACUGGCUCAAAGCGGGACGCUCCAAGCUAUCGAUAUACAGAAUCCAGAGGUGCCGAACAUGAAAUAUGCGAACCCAACGGAACCCAAGUUCACAGGCCUCGAGCUAAUGCCAUCUGGAAAGGGCUUUGCGUUGGCGGAUGGUAGCAAUAGUGUCAUACUUUGGGGCCCACCUAACAAGCUGCAAUUCACAGACUCUGCAAACUCAACAGAGUUUCCGGACUUAAUCGCGAGUCACAAGCACAUAGAGUGGACGGCAACUACAUCUGUGAGCUCAGUAGGCAUGCCGUACUACCGGGAGACACUCUUAUCUAAUUGGCCGAACAGCCUGAUUCACCAGGUUGGAACAUCCACGCCUCGCAUCGACAAUCUUGACUCUUCCUUUCGUACUUGUGACUUUGGCAAGGUCGGAACAAACCCACGGACCAGGCUGCGCCACCAAGCGCCAGACUUGGUACAGCAAAGUCUUCCUGAUCCUCUCUCAGCUCCAAAAUUUCUAAGCGAGAAGUCGAAGGUGGAGAACACAGAAUCAGAUCCACAUCGGCGCAUGAGUGAAGACCUCCUCAAGGCAUUGACCCAAUUCAAGGUGGAUGGCAAGACUGUCAAAGAUGCCCGAUUUUUGUACCGCAAUGUCGAAAUCAAGUACAGUAGGUUUGGUGUGGAAGACUUCGAUUUCCGAUACUACAACAAGACAAAGUUUGCAGGACUGGAGACUCACAUCGUCAACUCGUACGCCAACCCGUUGUUGCAGCUGCUUCGCUUCACAAUGGUGGCCCGCAACCUCAGUUUACACCACACGGCGCGAGACUGCAGGAUAGAGAGUUGUCUCUUGUGCGAGCUUGGAUUUCUAGUUGACAUGCUCGAAAAAGCAAAUGGACCGAAUUGCCAAGCUACGAACUUCUUGCGAGCUUUGAACAAGCAGCCGGAUGCAUUCGCCCAGAACAUCAUCGAGACACAACUGGCAGGGGCCUCGCUGACCGUGAUGAUUCAGAAUCUGAACCGCUUUCUGUUUCAAAAGCUCGAGGACAACUUCAAAAGAGUGGCGCCGUCCCUGGACCAAUUUCAUUUAGCAUUUGGUACGAUUGGCCUUGACGUUACCCAAUGCGUACAGUGCAGCUACGAAAGCAGAAUGGACAAGGUCUGGUAUGCUCACGACUUGACUUAUCCACCACGGCAAACAAAAUCGCGGCCAACACGCCAGUACUUUUCUCAGGUGCUGAAAGCCUCGAUUGAACGGCACAGCCAACAUCGAGGCUGGUGCUUGCGAUGCAACGGCUACAAGAACAUGGUGUCCCAUCGCGCUGUGCACAACCUGCCCGCCGUACUCAUGCUAAAUGCCGCGGUCGCCACGAACGAGUCGAGGCAACUGUGGUCGACUCCUGACUUCUUGCCAAAAGAAAUCGGUGUCAUCGUGAACAAUGGCCGUUUCUUCUGCUACGAGGGCGAGGACCUGCGGCUGCAUUUGCAGCGAGCGCAUUUCAAUAUCACUGUCUAUCAGCUGGUGGGCGUGGUCGCAGAUGUACUGCCAAGCGAGAAUGAGAAGUCCCACCUUGUCGCCACGAUCGACGUUGGACUUUCCGACAUCGACACGAGUCGCGAAGGCGAUUGGCAUCUAUUCAACGACUUCUUGGUUCACCAAGUUUCCCAAGAGGAUGCUUUGCACUUCAACCCGCAAUGGAAGCUACCUUCGGUCAUCACGUACCAGGCCAAGAGCAUGGCGCAUGUCGUCGAUGACAAAUGGAAGAAUGCUAUAGACACCGGCAUUCUGUACCGAAGCCCUGCGCAACCUGCGAUUGUGGAUACGUACCAGUUCAGACCUCUUUCCGACCAUGAGACCCUGCCCACCAAAGGAGUCCACGUGGCAAUCGACGCUGAGUUUGUACGACUCCUCCGAGAGGAGAUAGAUGUUGGGCCAACUGGCAAGCGGACCAUGACGCGUCCUGCACGCUCAGGCUUAGCAAGAGUUUCGGUACUGCGGGCAGAUGGCCUCGAUCGUGAGCUACCUUUCAUCGAUGACUACAUCAGCAUCGAUGAGCCGAUAGACGACUAUUUGACGCAAUACUCUGGCCUGCAUGAUGGCGAUCUGUCUCCAGGCAGAAGUCGCUACAGAUUGGUGCACCUCAAAGAUGUUUACAAGAAACUUUGGGUGCUGGUGAACCUUGGCUGCUCAUUCAUCGGCCAUGGUCUGUCCAGUGAUCUGCGGAUCAUCAACAUCCACGUCCCCGAGGCGCAGCUCAUUGACACCCAGGAGCUGUUUUCACUAGGUAAUCGAACUCAACGUAAACUUUCGCUGCGGUUCUUGGCAUGGGCGGUACUACAGGAGGACAUACAGCAGGAUGUUCACGAUAGCAUUGAGGAUGCACGAACAGCACUACGUCUGUGGCUCAAGUAUCUGGAGUUCAGCGAUGCUGGCAUAUUGGAAGUGUGGAAGGAUCGCAUCAUGUCGGCAGGAAGGGCGACCAAUUUUCGACCUCCCACUGUGGAGAGUGCUCCCAGCACGCCUCUGCGAAACCCGGUCCAAGCUGCUGUCACUGUAUCUGACCUAGGUAGUCCACUCAACAAAAGUUGAUGAUGUGGCUGUGGUGCACAGCCCUGGGAAUGCGAAGCGAGCCAACAGUAAGGUAUACACGAAGUGUCAUCAGUGAUAUAUCGCACAGUCGGUACCCAUGGUCUUGUAAUUGCUACGAUCAGGAGCCCUUUCUCCCAGUGAAUUCAUGGGCCACGGGUUGCGCAAGGGACCUUGCCUUACAUACAUGUAUCUGUACAUAUUGGUAUUUGCCUUGUCAGUAGGUAGCGUCAGUAGAAGAUGUAGACAAUCAAUGGAACAAUACU